Mucor velutinosus is the source of this 861-nucleotide messenger RNA. RefSeq lists its product as uncharacterized. NCBI's taxonomy places the organism in Eukaryota, Fungi, Mucoromycota, Mucoromycetes, Mucorales, Mucoraceae. The transcript is spliced from 5 exons. Gene Ontology annotation, cellular component: small-subunit processome; nucleolus. Gene Ontology annotation, molecular function: RNA binding. The record is from RefSeq and is a predicted model, not a curated record. The coding region runs from base 1 to 861 and encodes 286 amino acids.
AUGGCCGAAGAGACUCAACCAAAGAACAACAAGCGAUUCAGAAAAGAUAAACCUUGGGAUACCGACGAUAUUGAUCACUGGAAGAUUGAGGAAUUCAAGCCUGAGCAUCUUGAACAACCAUUCACCGAAGAAUCUUCUUUUGCAACCCUUUUCCCCAAAUACAGAGAAGCCUACUUGAAGGAGACAUGGCCUCUGGUUACUGCAGCACUUGAGAAAUAUGGUAUCGCUUGUGUAUUGGAUUUAGUCGAAGGUAGUAUGACCGUCAAAACUACUAGAAAGUCAUACGAUCCCUAUUCAAUUCUGAAAGCAAGAGAUCUUAUCAAAUUGUUGGCAAGAAGUGUGCCUUUCCCUCAAGCAGUGAAAGUGAUGGAGGAUGGCAUUGCUUGUGAUAUUAUCAAGAUUGGCAACAUCACUCGUAACAAGGAGAGAUUUGUGAAGCGUAGACAAAGAUUGAUCGGUCCCAAUGGUUCGACAUUAAAAGCUAUCGAAUUAUUGACAAAAUGCUAUAUGAUGGUUCAAGGUAAUACAGUGUCUGCAAUGGGCCCAUACAAGGGUCUCAAGGAUCUUCGUCGUAUUGUGCUUGACUGUAUGAAGAACAUCCACCCUAUUUAUCACAUCAAGGAACUGAUGAUUAAGCGUGAAUUGGCAAAGGAUCCCAAAUUAGCCACAGAAUCAUGGGAUAGAUUUUUGCCUCACUUCAAGAAGAGAAAUGUCAAAUCAAAGAAGAAGGUGGUCGAGAAGCCAAAGAAGGAAUACACACCAUUCCCUCCUGUACAGACAAAGUCAAAGAUCGAUUUACAAUUGGAGAGUGGCGAGUACUUCCUGAACAAGCAAAAAGACAAGAAGAAGGAGAAAAAUUAG